ACUUUGCGAUUGACUGCAAGCAAUUCUAACUAUUUUUGGAUGAGUGGUUGUUCGUCUAUUACAACUUUACUUUUUGGCACUAAAUCUGUGACGUUUUAUGAAUCAGCAUCAGGUAGGUAUGUUUAGAUCAUUCUAGAAGAGUCGAAGGAGGCCUUCAGACCUAUAUAUAACCACACAGCUGCUGGUGCAGUCAGUAUCGCAUUUGGGCGCCUAACGAGCACAAGUCAAAACAUACCUAGUUGAGAAAGAUGUCUAUGGUACCAUUACUUUUCCGCGACUGGUGGGAUGACAUCGAAUUGUCCCGUCCGCGCCGUCUCUUGGACCAACACUUUGGAACGGAGUUAAACAGGGACGAUCUCCUAAGUUCAUUCACAAACGUGCCUCGCUGCUCCCUUCUCAGCAACCGUUACUUCAGACCAUGGCGUACAGAAAUCGCAAGACAGGAUUCGGGCUCGACCAUCAACGCUGACAAGGACAAGUUCCAGGUGAUCUUGGACGUGCAGCAGUUUUCCCCGAGCGAAAUCACCGUAAAAACAAGCAACAACAGCGUGAUCGUAGAGGGUAAACACGAGGAGAAGCAAGACGAGCACGGGUACGUUUCGAGACACUUCAUUAGGAGGUACGUUCUUCCUCAGGAGCACGAAAUCGAAUCCGUUGUUUCGAGUCUUUCAUCCGAUGGAGUUUUGACCAUUACUGCUCCACGUAGGGGCACAAAGGAGAUCAAGAGUGAACGAAUCGUGCCAAUUACGCAAACUGGUCCAGCUAAAUCUACCGUCAUUACCGAAGAGAAGUAAAUAUUUAAAAGAAUUUUUAUAUAUUUUGUAAUUACAUAUUUUUAUUCCAUGCUUGUUAGCUAAUAAACACUUUUUGAAUCGUU
Molecule: messenger RNA, 877 nt
Organism: Photinus pyralis (common eastern firefly)
Lineage: Eukaryota; Metazoa; Arthropoda; Insecta; Coleoptera; Lampyridae
Gene: l(2)efl
Product: protein lethal(2)essential for life
Exons: 2
Coding region: 249-794 (181 amino acids)
Biological process (GO): response to heat; protein refolding
Molecular function (GO): protein folding chaperone
Source: RefSeq, a predicted model, not a curated record